Messenger RNA from Melozone crissalis (California towhee), 1657 nucleotides. RefSeq names its product tripartite motif containing 35 (gene TRIM35). Gene Ontology annotation, molecular function: zinc ion binding; protein binding. The transcript has 7 exons. The record is from RefSeq and is a predicted model, not a curated record. Bases 1 to 1566 code for a protein of 521 amino acids. Gene Ontology annotation, biological process: innate immune response; positive regulation of apoptotic process. Lineage: Eukaryota; Metazoa; Chordata; Aves; Passeriformes; Passerellidae.
AUGUCGCAGCGAGGCGAACGGGGACCCCCGCGCCGCCUGCAGCGGAGGAGGGAGCGGUGCCAGCGCCGGUCCGCAAGCAUGGAAAGCAGAGACGACGAUCCCUGCCCCGGCAGCUGCAGCAGCAGCUCGGCAGCUCCGGCAUCCAGCACGCCGGGCUUGAGGGAGGAAUUGCAGUGCCCCGUGUGCUACGAGCCCUUCCGGGAGGCCGUGACGCUGCCGUGCGGCCACAACUUCUGCAAGGGCUGCAUCAGCCGCUCGUGGGAGCAGCGGCGGCCGCAGUGUCCCCUGUGCAAGGAGAGGUCCUCGCUGGAGCAGCUCCGCGUCAACCACACGCUGAGGAACCUGGUGGAGCUGGUGCUGAAGGAGGAAGGGCAGCGGCAGGGCCGAGGCGCGGCGCUGUGCCCCGCGCACCAGGAGGAGCCCAAGUUCUUCUGCAUGGAGGACAAGGAGCUGGCGUGCUUCUCGUGCCAGCGCUCCAAGGAGCACCAGGGGCACAAGAUGAGGCCGGUGCAGGAGGCGGCGGCGGAUUUUAGGGCCAAGCUGGCGAACAUGGAGUCUUCCCUGCGGGAUAAAGCCAAGGAUUUCGGGGCCGUGCGGAGAUCCUACGAAUCCAUCGCCCGGCACAACGAGGAGGCAUCGGAGCGUCUGGAGCGUCAGGUGAAGUGGGAAUUCGAGAAGCUGCACAAGUUCCUGUGGGACGAGGAGCAGGCGGUGCUGGCGCAGAUCCGGGAGGAGACGGGCCGGAAGCACGAUCUGAUCCAGGGAAAGAUGGAGCAGCUGAGCGAGGCCAGCCAGGCCCUGCUCAACGAGGCCGCCCGGCUCCAGGCCGAUUGCCAGCAGGACGACCUCACCUUCCUGAGGACCCACAAGAACCGCAAGCGGAGGAUCGCCUGCACGGCCGAGGAGCCGGAGGCUGUUCCCUCAGGAUUGCUCCUGGAUGUGGCCAAAUACCUGGGAUCGCUGCAGUACAACGUGUGGAAGAAGAUGUUGGACACCAUCACCGCCGUCCCCUUCAGCCUGGACCCCAACUCGGCCGCGGGCUGGCUCUCCGUCUCCGAGGACCUCUCCAGCGUCUCCCUGUGCAGCUACAAAGGCUCCGUGGAGAACCCGGAGCGCUUCACCUCCGCCCCCUGCGUCCUGGGCUCCCGCGGCUUCUCCAAAGGCUUCCACACCUGGGAGGUGGACCUGGGCGGCCUCGACAACUGGCGCGUGGGCGUCUCGCGGCCCCACAGAGGCUCCCCCUGGAGUUACCACCACGACACCCGCUCCGGCUUCUGGUACAUCUACCACCUGCAGGGCAAGGACGAGUGCCGGGCGUCCAACGCCAUGCGCUCGCAGACGGCGCUGGGCAACAUCCGGCGCGUCCGCGUGGAGCUGGACUGCACCGAGGGCGAGCUCUCCUUCUACGACGCCGACCUCCAGAGCCACAUCUACACGUUCCACGAGAAGUUCGGCUGCGCCGUCUUCCCCUAUUUCUACGUGGGCAACAGCCAGGGCGAUUCCGACGCCAAGACGCUCCGCAUCUGCCCGCUCCGGGUCCGCGUCCUUGAAGAUGUCCCGACCUAGAACGUCUCCUUGCCUCCUGGUGGGGUUCUCCAGCUGCUUUUCCAGGAAAAACAAAAACAGGAAAAAUACGCAGGGAUAAAAAAUGUUUGUA